Molecule: messenger RNA, 2038 nt
Organism: Cricetulus griseus (Chinese hamster)
Lineage: Eukaryota; Metazoa; Chordata; Mammalia; Rodentia; Cricetidae
Source: RefSeq, a predicted model, not a curated record
AUGGCCUUGAAGAAUGUGCCCUUUCGCUCAGAGGUCUUAGCCUGGAACCCGGACAGCCUCGCUGAUUAUUUCAGGAAGCUGAACUACAGGGACUGUGAGAAGGCGGUGAAGAAAUACCACAUUGAUGGCGCUCGGUUUUUGAACCUGACAGAAAAUGACAUCCAGAAGUUCCCUAAGCUGAGGAUGCCGAUUCUCAGCAAGUUAAGUCAAGAUAUCAAUAAGAAUGAAGAGAGAAGGAGCAUUUUUACACAAAGCCAUGAAGAAGACAAUGGUGGCUGGUCAUCCUUUGAAGAAGAUGAUUAUGAAAGUCCCAAUGAUGAUGAUCCAGAAGGGGAGGAGGAUGAUGGUGACUAUGAGUCCCCCAAUGAGGAGGAAGGGGCGCUGGUGGACGAUGUGGCUGAUUAUGAGCCUCCACCCUCCAAUGAUGAGGAGGCUCUACAGAACUCCAUCCUGCCCGCCAAGCCUUUCCCCAACACCAACUCCAUGUACAUCGACCGGCCUCCCACCAGCAAGGUCUCCCAGCAGCCUCCGGUGCCCCCACAGAGACCAAUGGCCGCCCUCCCUCCCCUGCCAACAGGCCGGAAUUCCUCGCCACUAUCUCCACCCCAUCCCAACCACGAAGAACCCACCAGAAGUCGAAACCACAAACCAGCGAAGUUGCCUGCUCCAUCAAUAGACAGAAGCACAAAACCUCCCCUCGACCGCUCAUUGGUGCCUUGUGACCGAGAGCCCUUCACACUAGGAAAGAAACCAACAUUUUCUGACAAGGUAAGCUGGGGUAGGACUCUCGGGGAGCAUUUACCCAAGAUACAAAAGCCUCCUUUACCACCAGCCAUGGACAGACACGAAAGGAUUGAGAAGCGAGUAGACGUGCUUAGUGGGAAGUACAGGAUGGCUGCUGUGGGAGACCCUGUCCGAAGCGGGCAUGGACGGGGACCAGACAGAAGGGAGAAUGAUGAAGAUGAUGUGCAUCAGAGAACUUUGCCCCAGCCAUCACUACCUCCUAUGAGCUCCAACACCUUCCCCUCAAGAUCUGCCAAGCCCAGCCCCAAGCACGCAUUCCCGUUGUCUCAAAUGCCAGGAAUCUUCUCAGAAAGUAACAUUGGUUUCCAGCAGAGUGCCUCCCUGCCACCAUACUUCUCUCAAGGUCUCAGCAAUAGACCACCUCUCAGAAAUGAAGGCAGAAACUUAUCCAUGCCAGUUCCAAACAGGCCACAGCCUCCAUCUCCUGAAGAAGAAGAGAUUCCAUUAGAUGAAGAGUGGUAUGUCUCUUAUAUCACCCGACCAGAGGCAGAAGCUGCUCUUAGAAAGAUAAACCAGGAUGGUACUUUCCUGGUAAGAGAUAGUUCUAAGAAAACAGUAAGCAACCCAUAUGUCCUCAUGGUAUUGUACAAAGACAAAGUUUACAACAUUCAGAUCCGUUACCAGGAGGAAAGUCAAGUAUACUUGCUGGGGACUGGACUUCGAGGAAAAGAGGACUUUCUGUCUGUAUCAGAUAUUAUUGACUACUUCAGGAAAAUGCCACUGUUGCUCAUUGAUGGAAAAAAUCGAGGCUCUAGAUACCAGUGCACACUGACACACGCUGCAGGGUGUCCAUAGCAAGCCCGUCAAGCCAAUCAGCAUUCCUGACUCUGUCAUCAAUGGGUGAAGAUCAAGCAACCUUAGGAAAUGGAUGAACACUUAGGACAAAAGCAAGCCCCUUAAUGCAGGCACAGAGUUUUGCCCUUUUCCUUUAAAGAGUGUUUGAAGAUUGCUAAAUAUCCCAUAAUUUAUUUAUUUUCUUCAAUGUCUGCAAAGUGCAGAAGUAAUCACGCCCACAUCUGAAGUCUGAGUGCAUUGCAGUACUUCAUCUCAAGACCUGAGAUUUUGAACAAUCCAUCUCAAAAUACAGCGCUUUACAUAUUGCAGAAAUAAUGUGGGCAAGUUCAAGAAGUACUGAAACUGAUGGUUUUUGAUAUCAGACAUUUUAUAACGAAACUUUGUCAAUCUGAGGCACAACUUUUUUUUUUUUUACACAACUUAAAACAAUUAACUUGAG